AUGCCAUCUGAAAUAAAAGAAAACGUAAUUGAUACUAGUGAUGAAGUUACACACCUCGAGUUCGUAGGAGAUGGGGCAUUGGCCUCCAGUGAGAAUAUCACCCUUUUGGAAAAAUUUUUAGAGUCGGCAUUAAAAGCAAGUUGUAAAUUAGAACUUCUGUGUAUUGGUGGAUUAAAACAGUAUAAACCAAUUUCUGACCGAACAAUAAUUGCAAUAGCCCACUCAUGUCCUAAUCUUUACCAUCUUUCUUUAAAGGGUUGUCAUAAUAUUACUGAUAAUUCAGUUAAUAUAUUAUUGCAACAAAUUCAUAAUUUAAAAUUCCUAGAGCUAGAUCAGUGUAGAUUUAUUACCGAUUCAUCUAUCUGUAAUAUUGCUAACUCUUGCCCGAAGCUUGAACAUCUUGAUAUUGGUGUCUGCGAUGCUUCUGAUGCAUCUAUCUGUAAUAUUGCGCAUUCAUGUAAAAAUUUAAAGUAUCUUAAUAUCAGGUGUUGUUGUCUUGUUACUAAUAUAGCUAUUCAUGAAAUUGCUCAGCAUUGUUCAAACUUGGAAUUUCUUUCUAUAGAUUUAUGGUCAACUUAUGCAAAUCUCGAAGAUAUUGUACAAUACUGCGAAGACAAGAUUAAAGAUGAACAUUAUCAAAAAUCAAUUGUGGAAUUGGAGCAGGAUAUGAGAGGUACAGCUGAAAGGCUCAGUUUGAUGGUACGUAUGUAUGGCCUUAAUGAGAAAAUUAAUUAUCAGCCUACAAACCCAGAAUAUGACACUAAUUAUGCUAUUACUGAGUUUGUCCCACGUGAUAUAAAAUAUAGAGGUAAAGAAUCCUUAUCCUCACACAUGAAAUUCCAAACACCAUGA
Messenger RNA from Entrophospora candida, 852 nucleotides. The record is from the annotation of a GenBank genome assembly. Lineage: Eukaryota; Fungi; Glomeromycota; Glomeromycetes; Entrophosporales; Entrophosporaceae.